CUUCAAGAUUCAAUAAAAAGGUCACUAUAGUGUUCUCUCAAAAUCAACCCAAAGCUUAAUUUCUUUGUGCAUAGUAUAUACAUUACUCACUCCAAUGGUCCUUCAGCUUGUAUUCAUAGGUACCAUAAUCCAAUGUUUAAUGUAUUCCUCGGCGGUGCUUCAGGUGUUUGAACAUGCACCUAAAUCAGAUGGGUCUCUAAGCUUCUUGGUGCUUGGAGAUUGGGGAAGAAGAGGAGCUUAUAACCAAUCUCAAGUUGCAUUUCAGAUGGGUGUUAUUGGAGAGCAAUUGGAUAUCGAUUUUGUCAUUUCCACCGGGGACAACUUUUAUGACAAUGGCUUGACAGGAAUAGAUGAUACAUCCUUUGACUAUUCAUUCACCAAAAUCUACACAGCUCCAAGCUUGCAGAAGCAAUGGUAUAAUGUUCUAGGCAACCAUGACUAUAGAGGAGAUGUUGAGGCACAAUUGAGUCCUGUCCUCACAAAUCUCGACAAUAGAUGGUUUUGCAUGAGAUCUUAUGUUGUCAAUGCAGAAUUUGUAGAGUUUUUCUUUGUAGAUACAAAUCCCUUUGUGGACUCAUACUUUACAGAACCUGGGGAACAUGUUUAUGAUUGGAGAGGCAUAGGGCCUAGAAAACAAUACAUUUCCAACCUCCUCAAGGAUGUGGAUUUGGCUUUAAAAGAAUCAAAUGCAAAGUGGAAGAUUGUGGUGGGUCACCAUCCAAUAAGAAGUGCUGCUCAUCAUGGUGAUACCAAAGAGCUUGUAAACCAACUACUCCCAAUUCUUGAGGCAAACAACAUUGAUCUUUUCAUAAAUGGACAUGAUCACUGCCUACAACACAUAAGUAGUCUCAAAAGUGGAAUAGAAUUUAUGACUAGCGGUGGAGGAUCAAAGGCGUGGAAAGGUGAUGUGAAGUGGUGGAAUCCAGAAGAGAUGAAAUUGUAUUACGAUGGUCAAGGAUUCAUGUCUCUUCAUGUUAUUCAAACUCAAAUCAAUGUAGCGUUCUACGAUGUCUUUGGCAAUGUUUUACACAACUGGAACACUUCCAAACAACUUCAAUCAACCUUUUGAACAAUUUCAAGCGACAAAACGUUACUGCACCAGAAUAAAGUGGCUUACAAAACAUCACAGUGACCAAUAAGUGUUAAAUGUGAAAUAUUUUUAAUUGGAUCAUUCCACACUUUCAUCGAUGUAACUGCAUUAUCAUACUUCAAGUUAUAGUAUUGUUAAACCAUAUAAACAAUCUUAUUCGAUAAUGUGCUUUAAUUCACUCAUGACAAAAUAAUACAUCGUGCAGAUCAUCCGUGUAUCGACCCUUAAUAUUCAUUGUUUUUUUUCUCA
Cicer arietinum (chickpea) is the source of this 1339-nucleotide messenger RNA. RefSeq names its product purple acid phosphatase 8. The record is from RefSeq and is a predicted model, not a curated record. Gene Ontology annotation, molecular function: acid phosphatase activity. NCBI's taxonomy places the organism in Eukaryota, Viridiplantae, Streptophyta, Magnoliopsida, Fabales, Fabaceae.